This is a messenger RNA of Trichogramma pretiosum, 1344 nucleotides long. RefSeq names its product serine/arginine-rich splicing factor 7-like. Gene Ontology annotation, biological process: mRNA splicing, via spliceosome. Bases 262 to 858 code for a protein of 198 amino acids. The transcript is spliced from 4 exons. The record is from RefSeq and is a predicted model, not a curated record. NCBI's taxonomy places the organism in Eukaryota, Metazoa, Arthropoda, Insecta, Hymenoptera, Trichogrammatidae. Gene Ontology annotation, molecular function: RNA binding; zinc ion binding. Gene Ontology annotation, cellular component: nuclear speck.
UGUACUGUGGCAAACGAACGCUGAGCCCAGCGAGGAAGGAGCGCCUUCACCAGUGUACGGCAACGUACGCCAUUUUGUGCAACGAAUACUCUGCGUGUGUGACUCGUCGAGUUAGGAUCUGAACUUGGUCGUUGAACGAGCAAAAGUUUCGAUCGAUUUGCCUGUGGCACGGACGUCCCGUAACAAGCUCGUUCAUUCGCGAACGGCGACAGAUAUUCACCUGGACGGAUAUCAAACAAAAAACAAAAGCCGAGCACCAAGAUGAGUAAGAUGUCUCGUUAUCCGUCAGACUGCAAGGUCUAUGUUGGUGACCUUGGAAACAGUGCCACGAAACAGGAGCUAGAGGAAGCCUUCUCCCAUUAUGGCCCUCUCAAGAACGUAUGGGUCGCCCGUAAUCCCCCAGGGUUCGCUUUCGUCGAGUUUGACGAUCCUCGCGAUGCCGAGGACGCCGUUCGAGCUCUCGACGGUCGGACCGUGUGCGGUAGGCGGGCCCGCGUCGAGAUCUCCAACGGCAAGCGAAACUUCAGGGACCGUGGCCCACCGAGACGGGGGGGUAGCGGGCGAUCCUAUGGCGAAGAGAGGUGUUACGAUUGUGGAGAAAGAGGCCACUAUGCAAGGGACUGCCCCAGGAAUGGAAGGACCCGUAGACGCAGGUCUGCUUCUCGAUCACGAUCACGCUCACGAUCUCGUUCACGGGCCCGUGGAGCCACUGGAGCCAGGCGUUCCUACUCACGAUCUUUAUCUCGCAGCCGCUCACGUAGCCGUAAUGGUCGCCCAAGGACGUUAAGCAAGUCCAGAUCCCCAAGAAGCCGCACACCACGCAGAUCCAGGUCUGGAACUCCACGCUCCCGAACAUAAGCGAAAACGGCACGAUAUAACGUCUGGUUAUAACUUGUUUAAGAUGACAUACUGAAAUAAAACAAAGCUGAAACAUCCCCGAAAUACAACUGGACUAAAAUUAUAAUAAAGUGUCAAAUUCGUUUGAUUUUUUACUACUAUCAUUGAUUUGUGCGCUAUACUGCAUAAUUUUAUAACUUUAAGUUAAUUUUUGUAUUAUUUCCCAUUGUAUCAUUUUGUGAUUAUUUAAUGCUAGGGUAAUCAAACUAAUUUAAUGUAACAGAUAUCUUAAUAGACUGGGUUGCUCUAUACACAUAUAUGUGUAAUCUAUGAAGUGCUUAGUUUUUUCAUCGUCGAAUAACUUCAAAUACCUAAUUUAUUGUGAGAACUUUGCAAACAUAUAUUAAUCAUGAUUGACUGUACAAGUAGAAAUUCAUUAUUGUGAAUUAAAAGUUCAUGGAUGUAAUUCUGCUUUAAAUAAAUGAAUUAGAUUUUGGAAACGAAAAA